AUGCGAGCCCGAAGGCAACAGACAAGGAUUCCCGCUGCACACAGCUCUGAUGGUCGUUAUGGACCGAAGGCUGUGCCAAGCUCUUCGGAGGCUUCCACUUCCUGGUUUGCACUAAUACCUCGAAGCUUGCUCGCGGCUGUUCGCGUUCCCUGGGAUGGGCUCUUUGACUGGGCUAGUCCCUGUGAGAACAAGAAGGCUCUCAGUUGCGCAGCAGCUGAAGGUAUGCGGGAGCAGAUUGAAUUGCUCGAGGAUGACGAUGCUGUUGUGCGCAGGCAGGCGGCAGAGGCCUUGGCAAGGAUGGGUCCUGCAGCUGUGCCUCAGCUGCUCAGCGUGCUGGAGGAUCAGAAUGAGGACGUGCGCGGUGGAGCUGUAGAGGCCGUGGGCAGGAUGGGUCCUGCAGCAGCAAUAGCAGUGCCGCAGCUGCUCAAAGCGCUGCAGGACGAACACGCCUCGGUGCGCUUUCGAGCUACACAGGCCAUAGAGGCCUUGCGCAAGAUGGGUCCUGGUGAAGUUUCUCUGCAGCUGCUCAAAGUGCUGAACGACAAAGACCAAUUCUCGCGGCGGCAUGCCGCGGAAAUCUUGGCCAAGAUCAAUCCUGCAGCUCUGCCCUGGAAGAGUUUGAUCCCUCCGCUUGCGCGAGUAGAUGCAGCAGAGCCAGCCCACGACAUCCUGUUGAGGCUUGCGUUGUCACAUCCCCAGUGCAGUGAGGACUCAAUGGAUCCAGUUGUUGCAGCUGCGGUGCAAGAGGCAAUACGAUUCAGUGAGCGCGAGGACGUGUUGUGGUUGUCAGUCACGGCUCUAUCUGCCGCGCUGAAGACAUCCCGGCCCAGCACCGUUUCACAGCGCCGCCUCGUGCAGCAAGCCCUUGUCAAGGUGCCCAUUACCGCAGUGGAAUGCAAACUCCACGAGCUGCUGGAAUCUGAGCCUGCCCAUGAUUCUGGAGAUCCACCUGAGGAAGACACGGGCCUGCCGGACUUCAGUGAAAUUUCUCUACCUUUGUAUAUCAGCAACAGCGGCAGCGACAAUCCAGUUCCCGACGAAGCACCGCUUGCUAAACCAGGAGGCCACCUGCCUCCAAAGAUCUCCAGUGCUAAAGCGGGCUCUUGCGAACGCAGUUCUGAGUGCGAGGAACCUUUGCAUCGGUACGGCCUCCAGAUGGCUCAGAACAAUGUGCAAGCUGUUUCAUCUGAGGGAUCGCGGAGCACUUGUCAAUCUGAAGGCCCUGAAGAAGCCUGUGCAGCGACCACGUCAGAAGAAGACUCUGCCAUCAGUGACGGAGUGCAUCAGGAGGUUCAAACUGACAUUGGGCGCUCAGCUCCUGCUUCAUGGUACCUUCUUGUGACUAGGCGACUGCUUGGAGGGUUUUGGGGGACUUGGUAA
Messenger RNA from Symbiodinium pilosum, 1380 nucleotides. The record is from the annotation of a GenBank genome assembly. Lineage: Eukaryota; Dinophyceae; Suessiales; Symbiodiniaceae.